CUUGGGAGGUUUGUAAAAGAGAAUAUCGUGGUGAAUGGUAUUACUUCUAAGAUGAUGGAAUCUUGUGGAAAAGUUUACCAAUGUACUUACAGAAAUGCUGUCAAAAAAGCACAAGAAUUAUUAUAUCAACAGGUAGGUAGUGUAUAUGAAGUAUUUCAUAGCAAUGGGCUUAAUUAUGAGAUUUUCAUGACAAACAAUCCUGUCGAGCCACUAUGGGAGGCAUUUAUAGAAUGCGCUAAAAAACUUACAAAAAAUAAGAAGUUCUCAGUAAGUGGCAAAAUGAAGGAAAAAAUAUGCUCUAAUUUUGCGAAGUACCCUAGUAAGCUUGCGAAAUGUAUAGAAGAGUACAAUAUAUUCUUCCACAAGUUGGUCUACCAUAUGUGUUAUAAUGAGCAUGUAUCGAUUCCAGAAGAAAUUAGCCCAGUUUCAUCUAUACGAAAAAAAGAGAUAAUUGCCAAUCUACCUUCCCUACCUCAUAUAUCAAAAAUUAUAGAGCUUAAUAACUUUAGAUAUUUAUAG
Racocetra persica is the source of this 519-nucleotide messenger RNA. The record is from the annotation of a GenBank genome assembly. Lineage: Eukaryota; Fungi; Glomeromycota; Glomeromycetes; Diversisporales; Gigasporaceae.